ACGAUGCGCUGACGUGAUUACCGCUACCUUUAUGCGGAUGGAGGAGAGCAAUAAUUGACAAUAAACACACAUCGUACGUCUCCGAUAAAUUGCGGGCUACUUGUGCAGCAAAUUUUCCCCAAACAUUAUCAAUGAUACAUCCAUCGGCGUGAGUGGUUGUGUGAAGCUUCGCGGGCGCUGACAGCUGUUCGAACGGGUGAAAUGGAGCACAUCCGGACGCCAAAGGUGGAGCAGGUGCGACUGUUGGACCGCUUCAGCAACAAAUCCACAAAUGGCACUCUGUACCUGACGGCGACGCAUCUCAUCUUUGUGGAGAGCAGCUCAAACAACUCGACGGCUGCCGCUCAGGAGAUUUGGAUUUUGCAUCACCACAUAGCGUCCGUGGAGAAGCUCUCCCUGACCACCACCGGAUGUCCUCUGGUCAUCCAGUGUCGCAACUUCCGCGUGGUUCACUUUGUGGUGCAGAGGGAAAGAGACUGCCACGACAUCUACAGCUCGCUGCUGCGCCUCCUGCGGCCUGUGUCAUACGAGGAGCUCUACGCCUUCUCCUACAACCCCAAACAGAGCGACCGACAGAGAGAGGAAGGGUGGCAGAUCAUCGACCUCGGGGCGGAGUUCGAGAGGAUGGGCGUCCCCUGCGACCAAUGGCAGCUCACCAACGUCAACAGAGACUACAAGGUGUGUGAGACAUAUCCACGGGACCUGUAUGUUCCCAUCACGGCCAGUAAGCCCAUCAUUGUGGGGAGUUCCAAGUUCAGAAGCAAAGGACGCUUUCCUGUUCUCACAUACUUCUACCAAGAAAAGAAGGCGGCAGUGUGUCGAUGCAGUCAGCCUCUCUCUGGGUUCAGUGCGCGAUGCUUAGAGGAUGAGAGCAUGCUGCAGGCCAUCAGCAAGGCCAAUCACAACAGCCGAUUCGUCUACGUCAUGGAUACCAGGCCAAAGUUGAAUGCUCUAGCUAAUCGAGCAGCAGGUAAAGGCUACGAGAACGAGGAUAACUACUCCAACAUCCGCUUUCAAUUUGUCGGCAUUGAAAACAUCCACGUCAUGAGGACCAGCCUGCAGAAAUUGCUAGAAGUGAUCGGGACUCGCUCGGUCUCCAUGAGCGACCACCUGGUGGGGCUGGAGAGCAGCGGCUGGCUGCGGCACAUCAAGGCUGUCAUCGAUGCCGCUAUCUUUCUCAGCAAGGCGGUGACAGUGGAAGGAGCCAGUGUGUUGGUUCAUUGUUCAGACGGAUGGGACCGAACAUCCCAGGUCUGCUCACUGGGGGCGCUGCUCAUGGACCCUUAUUACCGCACUAUCAAGGGCUUUAUGGUACUGAUUGAGAAAGACUGGAUCUCCUUCGGCCACAAGUUUGCAGACAGGUGUGACCAGUUGGACGGGGAUCCAAAGGAAGUGUCCCCCAUCUUCACUCAGUUCCUGGAGUGUGUUUGGCAGCUGACCGAGCAGUUCCCUCAGGCGUUUGAGUUCAGCGACUGGUUCCUGCUGCAGAUCCAUGAACACGUCCACUCCUGUCAAUACGGAAACUUCCUCGGCAACAAUCAGAGGCAGAGGGAGGACUUGCGGCUCAGAGAGCGGACCCACUCCCUUUGGGCAUAUCUGAUGAGCGAAAAACAGAUCUACUCCAACCCGUUCUACAGCGCUGCAUACUCUGAAAGCCACCCUGUGCUGGAGCCCUCCACUCUGCCUCACCACUUCAAGUUCUGGAGGAACAUGUACCACCAGUUUGACCGGUCUAUGCACCCACGCCAGUCUGUCCUCAAGACUGUACUGACUCUGAGAGAGAACAGCCGCGAGGCAGAGAGCACGUUGAAAGCCCUGCAGGAUCGGCUCCACCAGCUCGGUGUGACCCCCGUCGUGACCUCUGACCCUGUUCCGCCAACAAGAGAUCAGCGCUCCAACUCCAAAACCCUCCCGCCACGUCCCGAUUCCCUCAUUCUUGGGGCAGCCAUAAACCACAAGGAAGUGCAGCGGCAGGCGGACGAGCAGCAGCAGCAGCAGCAGCAGCAGCAGCAGCAGCAGCAGCAGCAGCAGCAGCAGCAGCAGCAGCAGGAGGAUGAAGAGGAUGAAGUGGGCGAGGAGGCGGUAGAGAUCACCGACACCGAGCGGACAGUGGAGGGCAGCAGCGGCACUGAGAGCAGGAAGCAGAGCUACGGAGAGCUGGAAGGGACAUACAACAGCGAGUUGGCAAAAGAGGAGCCAGCUGUCGUCAGCUUGGAGUUUGGCGUGGCACGCAUGACCUGCUGAGACCAAACGGGGGGGGGGAUGCAGAGUGAGAGACGCGUGGCUUACUGAAGGCGUGUGUGUGUGGCUAAGAGGAAGCUGAUGACCGGCUGAUUACGCAAUGGUCCUGAGCGGGCGGAGUGAAUGAAGUUGUAUGUGUGUGUGUAUUGUCUAAAGCUCAAUGGAAAGUGUCAUUAUUAUGUUAUAUACUGCACCUAUAGGGGAAAAAAAAGCUUCUUUUUUAUGAAUGUUGAAAAGCACUAUAGAGAACUAAUGAAUAGAAUAAGUGAAUAAAUUCAUCCAAAAAAAGUGACUCUUCCAGUUUGUUCAGCUUUUUAUAUAAUCCGAUGGAUACGACUUUGAUGCUCUCAACAAAUUAUCAUAUUCAUCUAUAUUAAAACCCACAGAAAAUCACUUUUUUGGCUCUGGUAAUAUUUCAUCUCAUCCAAAGGCUUGAAACUGACCUAAUCUGAAUGUCUUUUGGGACCUGAGCUGAUUUAGCUUGAAUGUGGCUGAUUGAUAAAGCCAAAAAUAUCAAAUUCUAAGAUAAUCUAGCACUGGAAACUAUGCUUAGACAAAAUUGUUGUUCACAAUACUAUUUCUGUAAUUAUUUCUGUCUGGGCAAAUUAACUGUAAUGUCCAGACCCUAGAGAGGUUUAGCUGUUAACCGUCACCCUCAUUGAUCAUGUAAUCCUCUUUUACUUCUCACAUAGAUCAGAUAAUCCCAUUCAGUAAAGCGCAUUGAGCCCAGGUUCCUAUUGGUCAUUUCUUUCCGCCUUUGUCAUUGACUGAUUAUUAAUGACGGCUGACCCUGAUCAGGGGUCAUGGAUACAAGGUGUCUAGCAAAUUACAAAUGCUGGACUCCUUUAGGUUAAUUUGACUCGGAUGUAUUUUUAUUUUGAGUCUAUGAUUUUGUUUUAGUUCUUUAACUUUUUAGUUAUUAUUAUAGCUAAUGCUAUACAUGAAAUAUACUGCAGUCAAACAGGAUUUCCUGGAUUAGGAUUAAAUCUCAUCAUUAUCAUUUUUAUACACCCUUAUUUGAACUAGGUCAGUUGUUUCCCCCGGGAUGUGGUUUGUUGAUCUAGCCUGAAUUGCAUAUAUAUUUGCAAGCCAGAAUGUGUGCUUUGGCUCAGCUUUUAA
This is a messenger RNA of Pungitius pungitius (ninespine stickleback), 3360 nucleotides long. RefSeq names its product myotubularin related protein 6 (gene mtmr6). The coding region runs from base 202 to 2244 and encodes 680 amino acids. The record is from RefSeq and is a predicted model, not a curated record. Gene Ontology annotation, molecular function: phosphatidylinositol-3-phosphate phosphatase activity; phosphatidylinositol-3,5-bisphosphate phosphatase activity. Gene Ontology annotation, cellular component: nuclear envelope; membrane; cytoplasm. Gene Ontology annotation, biological process: phosphatidylinositol dephosphorylation. NCBI's taxonomy places the organism in Eukaryota, Metazoa, Chordata, Actinopteri, Perciformes, Gasterosteidae. The transcript has 15 exons.